ACACACACACAAACACACACAAACACACACACAUACACACAGAAAUAAACAAACAACUUGUCAUAAUGGAACUCCUGGUUAGAGUAAAGGCAUCAACGAGGCUACAUGCGAUAAAUAUCAAACACACAGAGAAGUAAACCAGGUGCUGGUUAGUAAACAGCAAGGUGUGAUGUGAAAGCUGAUGAUGUUUUAUUGACUAGUUAGCAGCUAUAUAUAGCUACUAAUACUACAAAAAAAAAAAAAAAAACGCUGGACAGUGCACACCCACAUGCAAAGUAUAGACCACACCCACAAGAGACAAAUUACAAGCCAUAUGAGUGAGUUUUCAGUUGCCAGUGUGAACAAAAGGAGAAAGCGACCUCAACCAAGCAACUAAACUAUUUCAAUGACCGAGCAGCAGAGGUAAACGGUCCUUCGCAUCACGUUCUGCGAUCAUCCACCAGUUAAAUUUUGAAAUUUCGGAACAACGUUUCCAUGUCGCUGCCGUUAAACCCUACACUGCUCUCUGAUAAACCCAUGGUUAGUCAUGGAGUUGGACUUCCAGCUAGUUUCCACCUCUUUAUUCACAUGUCUUAACUGGCCAAUCGUGGUGAAUGUGGGUGGGCAAUUCUUCUACAGCUAAGGAUUUUGUCACCUCGAGAAUGAACCACCACCCAAGCAUGUGCUCAGCGGUGGUCCCAUGGUGGCCCUCGUCCAUUGAUGGAUGGAGCAAAAGGGGUGCCAAAACAUGGUGCACAGCAACAGACGAGCCACAGCCAGGAAUUAUACACCUACAAAGCAACACACACGUUCGUGCACAGAGACAGCGUGGCCCGUUUUAGCUCAGGCGCAUGGAAACUCUGAAUUAAAGACAGAAACAGGAAGUUGUGGCUACAGGAGACCGCCUGAGAGAGACGGAAGUGGAGAGAGUAGAAGAAAGAAAGAGAGAGAGACGGAGAUAAGCAGAUCCACACCGAUACGUUGCGUUGGCUGUACCGAAGUGUGAUAAUGGUGGACAGCUGUGAGUCUCUGAAAGAGGGCGUGGCCGGUGUGAAGGAGGCGGAGUGUAACGGUGAGAACGAGAACGGGGUUUCCCCAGGUGCUCUGCAGGGGCACGACUCUUCGUCUGACUCCUCGCAUCAGAACGGCUCGGACAAGGCCGAUCAGGAGGAAAGCUCCGCCCCCUCCACGCCACGGAAGAAGCGUGGGCGACGGAAACUCGAGCACCCUGAGAAACAUGUGGAGGAGGACGGCAGCAGCAGUGAUACCAGUAGAGGAGAGGGCGACAGUGGACGUGUGCGGACUCGUGAGGGCAGAGACAUCAGCCUCCGGCGCAGACCUGUACCUCGAAUCACCUUCCAGGCAGGAGACCCUUUUCACAUGAGCAAGAGAGAGAGAGAAGAGCUGAUCGCCCACUGGAAAAAAGAGGAGGAAGAGAAGAAGGCUCAUCGGACGCCGCUCAUGAACGACACCAUGGCUGACCAAUCGGAAGAUGACGCUCAGAGAAACGAAGAGCAGCCGGCGGUCAGCAGUGUCCCAACCACUCCUGGGACUCCGCCCCCCCAGCAGCAGCACACGGACCCUGCUUCGCCGACGGUCGCCACGACGCCAGAGCCCGCCUCUGUCCCUGUCGCCUGCGGUAACAAAGAGCUGCACAAGUCGGCGGAGGCGGAGCAAGAGUACGACGAUGGGCGUGGCUUCGGGAUCGGCGAGCUGAUCUGGGGGAAGCUGCGCGGGUUCUCCUGGUGGCCCGGACGCAUCGUGUCCUGGUGGAUGACGUCACGCAGUCGAGCCGCAGAGGGAACCCGAUGGGUCAUGUGGUUCGGAGACGGGAAAUUCUCGGUGGUGUGCGUGGAGAAACUGUUGCCUUUGAGUUCAUUUUCAACUGCCUUUCAUCAGCCUACCUACAGCAAACAGCCCAUGUACAGGAAAGCUAUCUACGAGGUGCUACAAACGGCCAGUACACGGGCGGGGAAGCCGUUCCCAGUGUGCAUGUCGACUGAUGACUCUGAAACGGGGAAGAGUGUGGAGCAUCAGACCAGAGAGAUGAUCGAGUGGGCGAGUGGAGGAUUUAUGCCUACUGGGGCCAAGGGCCUGGAGCCACCACCUGCCGAGCGGAAUCCCUACACUGAGGUGUACCCUGAAAUGUGGGUGGAGCCAGAAGCUGCAGCGUACACAGCUCCUGCCAAGAAGCCCAGGAAGAACAGUUUGGAGAAACCUAAAAUUAAAGAGAUUAUAGAUGAAGGGACCAGAGAGAGGCUGGUGUACGAGGUCCGUCAAAAGUGCAGGAAUAUCGAAGAUAUGUGUAUAUCCUGUGGAAGUCUGAACGUGUCACUCGAACAUCCGCUCUUCAUCGGAGCAAUGUGCCAGAGCUGCAAGAACUGCUUCCUGGAGUGCGCGUAUCAGUACGACGAUGACGGCUACCAGUCCUACUGCACCAUCUGCUGUGGGGGCAGAGAGGUGCUUAUGUGUGGGAACAACAACUGCUGCAGGUGCUUCUGCGUGGAGUGUGUAGAUCUCCUGGUUGGUACCGGUUCAGCACAGGCUGCUAUAAAGGAGGACCCAUGGAACUGCUACAUGUGUAGCAGUAAGGGUGUGUUUGGAAUGCUCCGGCGCAGAGACGACUGGACAUCGCGCCUCCAGCUGUUUUUCGCCAACAACCACGACCAGGACUUCGUGAGUCAUGCCAUCCCAAAACACUGUAGCACGUGUGUCCAUCAGGAACCUCCUAAGAUCUACACGCCUGUAGCAGCAGAGAAAAGGCAGCCGAUCAGAGUGCUCUCUCUGUUCGAUGGCAUUGCUACAGGUCUGUUGGUGCUAAGGGACCUGGGCAUACAGGUAGAGCGCUAUGUGGCGUCCGAGGUGUGUGAGGACUCCAUUACAGUGGGGAUGGUGAGGCACCAGGGCCGGAUCAUGUACGUGGGUGACGUCCGCAACGUCACGCAUAAACACAUUCAAGAGUGGGGUCCAUUUGAUCUGGUGAUAGGUGGGAGCCCCUGCAAUGAUCUCUCCAUCGUCAACCCAGCCAGGAAAGGACUCUUUGAGGGCACCGGGCGACUGUUUUUCGAGUUUUACCGCCUGCUACACGACGCCCGUCCGAAAGAAGGAGACGAGCGGCCGUUCUUCUGGCUCUUCGAGAACGUCGUGGCCAUGGGAGUUAGCGACAAGAGAGACAUCUCACGCUUCCUCGAGUGCAACCCAGUGAUGAUCGAUGCCAAGGAGGUGUCUGCUGCCCACCGCGCCCGCUACUUCUGGGGCAACCUGCCUGGCAUGAACAGACCGUUAAGCGCCAUGCAGAACGACAGGCUCGACCUGCAGGACUGUCUGGAACAUGGACGCACAGCCAAGUUCGAUAAGCUGAGAACCAUCACCACUCGCUCCAACUCCAUCAAGCAGGGCAAAGACCAGCACUUCCCCGUCUACAUGAAUAACAAGGAGGACAUCCUCUGGUGCACGGAGAUGGAAAGGUAUGCAUGGAUAGAAAGGGUCUUUGGAUUUCCUGUCCACUACACGGACGUGUCCAACAUGAGUCGUCUGGCCAGGCAAAGACUCCUGGGAAGGUCGUGGAGCGUCCCGGUGAUUCGGCACCUGUUCGCGCCGCUGAAGGAAUACUUCGCCUGUUACUGAAUCCCCGCCCACCCGAAGUCACGCCGUGCCAUCCCACGACUCGCUCCGCCCUUCAUUUGCAUAGCAAACCAAGCUCCAACCUUCUUACAUUUGUUUUGGUAGUUGCCUGACGACUUACUGGUGCUAUUCAUCGAGAAACAUACAAACAAACACGGUUCGUCCGACUACACGUCUCACUUUUACAUGUCGGCUAUUUAUUGAAGACUUCAUUACAUUUUUUUUUUUUUUUUGGGGGGGGGAGGCUGGGGGUAUUUUUAUUUUACAGACUUUUUAAAUAUCAUUUACAGUGUCAGAACGAUCGACAUUUCAUCUGUGAUUGCAGCUUCUCUGAUGAAAGAGAGACAUGCUUGCAUGAGCGUGUGGAUGUGAGAGUGUGUGUUUGUGUCUGUAAUUGCGUGUGUGUGAGAGAGAGAGAGCGAGAGAGGAUGGUCGUCUCUUUGAGCACAAAGCAGAUUUGAGGGUCAUGGCAUCUUCGAAAACUAAACCCACACACACACACACACACACACACGCAUUAUUCUGGUGUAAUUUACAUCUUUUAGUCAAAUGGUGCAAACACACACACACACACACACACACACACACACACGAUACACUGUUUACAGUAAUGUCAUGGUACUACACAACUACACAACUCCUGUAUAGCUCAAAUGCUGAUACAACUAUGGUGCUCUCUCUCUCUCUCUCUCUCUCUCCCCCCCCCCCCCCCCUCCUCUUCCUCUACAUGUCCUCCACAAAUCCCCCUCUUUUCACCCCCCCUUCCAUUUUGUUCUCCCUCUCUCCGUCACUUCUUGGUCUUCUGUCCUUCCCAUCUAUUUCACCUCCUUUCUCUAUGUCUACCUUCCAACGCCUCUCUCCUUCCUUUCUCUUCUGUCCAUUUCUCCUUCCCUCGUUCUACCGUGUCUUGCUGUCUUCCUUUCUUCCCCUCUUUCUUCCUCGUUUGCUUUAUGCAUUUCUCUCUCUCGCUCUCUGUCAGCAAUACAGAUGCACAGCCACACUUGAGGCCUUACUGCUGGGGCACAUAGUGACUGACACACACACACACACACACACACACACACACACACACACACACACACACACACGUCUCAGAGAGCUGCUGCGCUUCCAGCCCAGGCCUGCAGGGGGCAGCGGCAAAAGUACAAACAGACCUAUCCUUCCACAAAGCACUGUGGUGAUGCUAGCGACCACCAGCGGAACUCAUUUCUACUGUAAACCACAAGGUCUCGUCCGACUCCGCCAUUUUUACUGUACUGGUGUCGUCGUGUGAGUGCGGGUGGUUGUGUGUGUGCGCGUGUGUGUGUGGAGAAACAUUCUCCAACUCGUCAUCAUGCUUUGCUUUUUGUCCAACUGAGGAAACUAUCAGAAACCUCUCCGGGGUGCUUUUUCUUCUCUUCUUUUUUCUGUCCUCAGGCCAGCAUUAAGCCUGUAUGCUAAUCGCCGUUUUCAUUUGAAUCAGGCACGUUUCCACCAACGGUUCCUGACCCUUUUAGGAAUUAAAGGUUUGUGGAACUAAUCCAAACCAGGAGUAAGCGGUUCCUGGUCAUAUUUCUGGUUUAAAACACGACUAAAAAUCUGCCCUGGUUCCUCUCACAGAAAAUGUACCUAAAGUUUCUCAGUUCCUAAAAUGUUCUUGGGUUCCUGUGGUGGAAACGCACCCAAAAGUUUCCUUGGUUCCUGAAAAAGUUUCUGUAGUGCAAAAAAAAAAAACCGCAGCUAUAGUUCCUAAGUUCCUCAAAGGUUCCAAAGUGGAAAUGUUUCUAAAUGAAAAAAAAUGUUUUUUUAAAAGUUCCUACAAUAGAAAGGCAUUGAAACUUCCUGGGUUCUUGAAAUGGUUCCUGAGAUGGAAAAAGCGCCCAAGGUUCAGUUCCUAAAUAGUGUCCAGAGUUCUUGAAAGGCAGGGGGGGAAAAAAAAACACACCUAAAGUUCCUGAGUCCCUGAAGAGAUUCCUAGGUUCCCGAAAAGGUUCCGGUGAUGGAACGUUGAUCUCAAAUUCUGGACAUCUCGAUCCAGUGGCUCAAUGGUCCUUUCUGUCCUCCCAGGGGAUUCUGGGAUAGUGGCCUCUGCUGUGUGAUGUUGUAAUAUCUGGUCACAUGGUGCUCCCAGAGUUCCUUUCAUUUUGGUGGGCGUGGCCUCUCAUGGUGUGUAGGUGCUUAAGAAAUGUGCACACGCCUUCCAGUCAUGGAUUUAAAUAAUUAUCUGGAUUACUGUAUCCUCUCCGUGCCGUCGUCGGAUCGUUCGGAUAUACAGAGCGACACUCUGGUGCUUACGAGAAGCUUCCUCGGGAAGCCGGGGCGAUCUGGCGGGCGUGGCCUCUCGUGGUGUGUUGGUGCUCAACAGCAGUGUGCACUCACCUGCCAAUUAUCAGUGUGGUAAUCGGAUUUUGGUUUACUGUAUUCGCUCCGUGCUGUCGUACACAUCGUUCAGAUCAGAGGUUAACGGGACAUUCUGGUGCUUUCUGGCGCUUUCUUGGGAUCUUUUUUGGUUUUGUUUUGUCCCCACUGGCUUCCCAGAUUUUCAAGGGUGUCUUUGUGAAGUAUAAAUGAGAGAUGCUAAUCUCUGGCCUGCUUGAAAGGCAGACUGUAAAGAACUUUCUAGGUCACUUUCCAGACACAGAUUAUCCACAGUCCUGGAAUAAAAGCCCUUCAGCCGUGCUGGUCCUCGCUUUCCCGAACGUCCCAAACCAAAAUCCAUAAACAUCCAUCCUCUACCACACUAACGGUGUGAUGCUUAUCGGAGUCUCCUCUGGUGCUGUUUGACUGUGAAUGAACACGCAGCCUUCAGCAGCUAAUCUCGGUAACGUUCAGAACCACUACUGACUGUUCACGGUGACAAUAAGACACUCUGGUAGGUUCGAUGGCAAUUUCCGUCGCUAACAAAAAGGGCUUAGACCUUCCUUUAUUUAUUUAUUCUUUUUCUAAAAGAUGCCAUUUGACUGACAACCAAUCACAGAUUCUUUCUGGAAAGAUGAUAACCGCUUCAACAGAAGGUGCGACGCUGUGAACCGUUUUCACUCCAGUAACUAUACGACGUGCCCAAAAGCUCAGAAAGCGUUGUGCGCAAGUGCGUAUACAUCCGAGUGCACAUAAUCAGAACGCGGGAUUCUGAAGCUCGUGGCCAGAUAAGUGUACAACACGUAUCGAGACGUCGCGUGAGUCAGACGCUGUGACUACUUUAUGGUGCUAGAGGUGACUUGUAUGACCGAUAAGCUAAUGUUAGCUUCAGGUCUUGAGGUAGCUAACAAACAAAACUGAGGGCUUUCAGACAUUUUUUGGAACUCUUAGCACAACUUUGGACAUAUGUGAACACACCCCCAACCCCUUUCCUUUCAUUUUUCUGAUCCUGGCGCACCGUUCCCUUCCACUUCCUGUUUCCUUAACUAGCGAGGACCAGCAACGUCCAGGACCGAUCAUAAUGCGUGUUCCGGAAAGUGGCCCUCAUCUGAGAAUGAACAUCCAGACAGCUAAAGUCCAGAAGCUAAGCUAAGCCUGGCAUUCGGAAGACGCGUUAGCCGCUCAACACGUCUAAUAAAUAAAAAUAGAAGAAGAAAAAAAAAAAAAAAAAA
Messenger RNA from Ictalurus punctatus (channel catfish), 7172 nucleotides. It is a transcript of the gene dnmt3aa, whose product is annotated as DNA (cytosine-5-)-methyltransferase 3 alpha a. Gene Ontology annotation, cellular component: cytoplasm; nucleus. The record is from RefSeq and is a predicted model, not a curated record. Gene Ontology annotation, molecular function: methyltransferase activity. Bases 988 to 3606 code for a protein of 872 amino acids. NCBI's taxonomy places the organism in Eukaryota, Metazoa, Chordata, Actinopteri, Siluriformes, Ictaluridae. The transcript is spliced from 21 exons. Gene Ontology annotation, biological process: negative regulation of DNA-templated transcription.